GUGUGCGGGCGCAGCUUCGUCGUGGUUUCGGUUGAGCAUUCUUGGCAGGUCUCGCUCGGUGAACAGGCAGUCGGCCGUCGGCUACAACGAGUGUUUUCAAAAUGUCUGGAGAUUUAUGUUAACGGAAUAGGAGCCGAGCGGGAAACACCGGAGCAGCGUUAGGGUAAAAUACUGUGCCUCCCCUUUCUGCACUGUGGCAUCAAACUUCACAUGCCUCACCUGCAUACUGCACAGCUGAGGGCACAAGAUCUGCAUUAGACUGAAAAUAAUCCAAGAAGAAGACGACCGGUACUGACUCAAACUGGUCCACAAUGGAUCAGUGAAAUCUUUCCCCCCCCUGCCAAUUAAAAGCAAUGUAUUUGGGCACUGUAGGCUGUAGCACAGUCAGCAGAGAGUGUGUGGGGCCCCUCCUCUCCCUCUUUCCCAGCACCCCUCGUGACAUGGGAUGCCAGCCCCCUGCCUCCCUGCCCUGAGCUCUCCUGGGGCGCCAUGAACAACUACAGAGACAGAGGGGUCACUUGCACCUCCUCAGACCUCCUGGAUGGAGGAGGAGGGUUUCCCCAGCACACUGCGUUUCGUCACACGCCCAAUGGCCACCCGGCUCCUGGCCCCACAGACCCAUCCAUCCAACCACGCAUCUCUGUGCCCAAAAUGGGCGUGCGGGCGCGGAUUAAAGAAUGGCCCCCACGCCGGGCGCAGUCCAGGGAGUCACUACUAGAAAAUGGGCAAAUUGUCAGCAUUCACCAUGGAGAUGACUGCUCCACUUCAGUUUCCUCAUCGGUUUUGUCAUCUGACAUCGGGCUGGUGCGGGGAGGGGUUGCCAGGUUGCCACGACGACGAUCGAAGGAUGUCGAGUUUAGAGGAGGGGGGUUUGGCGUUGAGAGAUGUUCACCAUUUAGCCUGAGAGUGCACCCACCACUGAGACAGCGCUCGAACAGUGAGGUGACGCUAAGCGAACAGGACGAAAAUGAGGUGGAGGUUCGUGGAGGUGUCGGGAUGGGAAACCUGUUCAGAGAAUAUGGCAGCACCUCUUCCAUCGACAUCCAAGGCAUUCCUGAGCAGAGCUUUUUUGACAUGCUCAGCCAGUUCCACCAGGAGAGGCCUGACCAGCGCAGCUCAGCACCCAUACGCAUCGGGGAGCUGCUGCGCUCUCCAGACUCGCCACCAAGCGUACCUCUCCCCUCUGCCCCCUCACCUGGUCCCACAGGUGGGGAAGUAAUAGGGACAGGAAGGAAAGACGGAGCUGAGAGAGUGAGGAAGAAAAGUGGAGGGACGGAGUCGUCACUGGGCACCUCCUCUUUGUUCAGGAAACUUAGGAGCUCUAGUCGCAAUGAGCUGGAUGGAGGGAAAGGAGAAACCACUGAGGACGGGGGAGGCCGGGGUUCAGCAGACGCCUCCUACAAACCAUGGGUAUGUCCUAAGAGCUUUGUCCACUUCGAUGCUCAGAGCAUCCUGUUUGACCUCCACGAGGCAGCGGCGCAGCGGGGCUACGCCGCCCAGAGGAGGAACACAGCCACGGGGGCAUCAGCUGCAUCAGUGUCCCUGUCUGUCUCCAGAUCCUCAGCUCCAAGUGUGAACGACCCAGUUUACUCCAGCAUAGAGGAUCUGACCCUGAGCCUUGACCCCGGCUCCAUGACACCCUCCCUGGGCAUGGACCUAAUGGACGUGCCUCAGGGAGCCCACAGCUCGAGCCCACUGCUCCUCUGCUGCCCCCACUUCCUCAAUGAGACUGGAGGCCACGGGGAGCGCAAUAUCAGCUUCCUCAGCUCGUCAGCAGAGCGAGACAGGGGAGGAGACGGAGCGAGGGGUUGGCUCAGGAGGAGUAAUGCCAGCGUCUCAGUGCUGGAGGUGCCUAUUGAACAGCAGGUUACGAGACUGGACAGACUGAAACUGUACGGCAUAGAGCAUGUCGAUCUGGGGGCCAGGUACUACAGAGACUACUUCCAUGGGAAAGAGCACUCCAACUACUUUGGGACAGAGGAUAAGCUGGGUGCUGUGGCCGUAAGCAUCCGCAGGGAGAAACUGGAAGACACCAAAGACCUGAAAGACCAGUACCAGUACCGCCUUAUCGUCCGAACGAGCGAGCUUGUGACACUGCGAGGUUCCAUUUUAGAGGAUGCGGUGGCGUCUACGGGGAGGCAUGGCACGGUGCGGGGUCUGCCGCUCAAGGAAGUCCUCGAGCAGGUCGUCCCCGAGCUCAACGUCUCGUGUUUGAGACUGGCGCUCAGCACACCCAAAGUCACAGAGCAGCUGCUCAAACUGGACGAACAGGGGUUGAGUCAGAAGCACAAGGUGGGUGUUCUGCUGUGCCGUGCGGGCCAGAGCACCGAGGAGGAGAUGUACAACAACGAGGAGGCGUCACCCGCCUUCUCUGCCUUCCUGGAGCUGCUUGGGGAGCAGGUGCUUCUCAAAGGAUUCACCAAAUACGCUGCACAGCUCGACACAAAGACGGACUCCACGGGCACCCACUCCCUGUACACCACCUACCAGGGCUACGAGGUCAUGUUCCACGUGUCUACCAUGCUGCCGUACAUGCCCAACAACCCACAGCAGCUCCUGAGAAAGAGGCACAUAGGGAACGACAUUGUCACUAUAAUCUUUCAGGAGCCAGGGGCUUUGCCUUUCACCCCGCAGAAUAUUCGCUCACACUUCCAGCAUGUCUUUGUUAUUGUCCGUGUGCACAACCCCUGCUCUGAAGGCACCUGUUACAGUGUUGCUGUGACAAGAAUGAAAGAUGUUCCUCCCUUCGGCCCACCCAUCCCCAGCGGCGUCACCUUCCGUGACCCAGAAACCUUUCGUAAUUUCCUUCUAGCCAAAGUUAUCAAUGCAGAAACGGCUGCGCACAAGUCAGAGAAGUUCCACACCAUGGCGACACGAACACGGCAGGAGUACUUGCGCGACCUGGCGGAGAACUACGUCAGCAGCACUCCGCUCGACUCAGCUGGCAAGCUUAACAACCUCAUCUCCCUCGCGUCUAAAAAACGGGAGCGCUCAAAGGCGAGAGAGGGAGCGGAGUUGGGAGCUGCGGGGGCCAUCGCCUGGAGGGUCCAGGCCCAGGACUUCAGUGGAGGUGGGACGGAGCUCCCCUGUGCCUUGGGUUUGUCGGCUGAAUACGUCCUGCUGACAGACUGCUCCACCAAAGAGGUGGUGUUCAACUGUUUCUGUGCGGACGUGAUCGGCUGGACACCGGAGCGGCUGGCGCUGAAGAUCUUCUACGGCAGAGGAGACCACAUCGCUGUGCGGGUACCAGAGGGCUGUGCACCAGACAUUAGAGAGAUGGUGCAGAGGUUAAAGUCGUUGACAGUGGGGUGUGAGACCGUGGAUAUGACUCUGAGAAGAAACGGACUGGGACAACUGGGCUUCCAUGUUCGCCUGGACGGCACCGUGGCUGAGGUGGAGGAAUAUGGUUUUGCAUGGCAGGCGGGACUGAGACAAGGCAGUCGGUUGGUGGAGAUCUGCAAGGUUGCCGCAGUGACGCUGACUCACGAGCAGAUGAUCGACCUCCUGAGGACGUCGGUCACGGUCAAAGUUGUCAUCAUUCCUCCAUACGAAGAGGGGGGGCCUCGCAGGGGCUGCACAGAGGAGUAUGAGAUGAAGACCAUGGAGCAGAAGCCAGAACCUGAGCCUCUGGCAGCAGGCUAUCGACCCCCCCCCCGCCCGACGUGGCGAUGGGACAGCCCACCCAUUCCUCCAGGGCUCCACAGUGCCUCCAACCCGCAGCGCUGGGCUCCCAUGGGCCCCCCACCUCCUCCCCUGCCCCGCUCACACAAGACCCUGAUGCCUGUUCCCUACAGGGAGCCCCAGCACCUCAUCUCUAAGAGGCCAGUGAGCUACCCAGAGAACCACUACAGUCUGUCUCCUGCAGUAGGCGACAGAAUGCUACCCUACAGAAACCCCUCAGCCAGCUUCUCCUCACCGUCCUCAGGCCUGGUUGGCCUCUCCACCAUGGGGCCACCUGGGAUCACACCAGGCCCCUUCGUACGCUACAAACCCUCCCCCGACAGAUAUGGAGCAGGACAGCGCCCCCUGCUGCCUUAUGAGCCCCACCUCAGUGUGGACAUCAACUCAAGCGGAGAGUCUUCCUCAGGCUUCACCAGUCAGGACAGCACCAUGGAGCGCUGCAAAACAGAACCCCUCUGGCAUGUACCAGCGACGCCGUCUAGGGGACCAGGUGGUGGAGGAGGGCAGAGGAGACUAACCAGACAGGAUGUCCCCGGGAAAGACUCUCCAAACAGACACUCGAAGGGCGAGACUCAGUACUCCAGCCACUCCAGCAGUAACACUUUGUCCAGUAACGCCUCAAGCAGCCACAGUGACGAACGCUGGUUCGACGGAGGAGCUGGAGGAGAGCGAGGCAGCGGGGGUUGCCUCGGCGACCCAGCCGACCCUGACCCCGACCUUCUCAACAAGGGGGGGUCUAACGACAGCGGCAUCGACGCCUCGAACCACUACAACAACAAUCGCCCCGGAAACAUGUCCAACAGCCAUUCCCAUAAGCCCAUGCACUGCUUUGCGGCCUACAGCGGCAUCCCGGAGCUGCCCCUGGAAAGGAGCAGCGGAGAAGCGAGGAGACGGGAGUCUUCGCCCAUCAUACCAGCUGCAGCCAAUCAGAACAAAGGGUACCGGACCAGGACUUUCCCUCCUCCAGGCUCCAGCACUGAUAAAAUGGAUGCUUUCAAACCCAGGGCAUACACACCGCAAGGUUACAGGACUCCGACAGCUGAGAAAGCCCGGCCCAUCCGAGCCGCUACGACAACACCCACUUCAGCUCAGUUAAGCACUAUCCCUUUGUCCAGUUCCGCCCCAAAAGCCUUUUAUGGGAAGAGCAGACAACCGGCCUGGCAGAACGGCGACACCAGCCCGUCACCUUUAAACUUGACCACCACAUCCAGCUCUGACAGCAGCAACAGCAAGAAGCAGGUGGAUACGAACGCAAAGAACGUGUUUGGACAACCUCGGCUCCGAGCCUCGCUGAGGGACCUGCGUUCUCCCCGACGGACGUACAAAAGCACCAUCGAAGACGACCUAAAGAAACUGAUCAUCAUGGACAACCCGGGGGAGGCGCCACAAAGAGAUCCGUCUCCCAGACGAACCUUGCAGCGCACCUUUUCAGAUGAGUCGCUGUGCAGCGGGCGCAGAGAGGCCAGCUUCGCCAACUCGGAGAAGCCGGCAGCGCCCACUGACGUACUGUUCACGUGCACACUGCCCACACGCAGACACGCCGUCUCCUCCAACCACAUGCAGAGCAAGAAGGUGCCUCUGUCUGCCUCGGAGAUGUCUCUCACAGAAGUUAGAGACAAAGUUCCCCCCCUGAGGAGGCUCGAUCCCGGGCUGAUGCCUCUCCCUGACACAGCCUGUGGACUCGAGUGGUCCAGCCUGGUCAAUGCUGCUAAAGCCUACGAAGGUGAGGAUGGAGGCACAUCCGGAUUAGCUCAAAGAGCAGUUUCCCUCUUCUCACUGACCGAGCCGCAGGUUGGAGGUCCAGACAUGAGACCAGUGGUCAGUCCAGUCCAGUUUCAGACUCCUCAGACACCUCGGACCACACCGACCUUAAGCGGUGACGAGGUGCCCAAUGAUUUGUCUGGUCGGCUCCACCACCUGGAGGUGAUGUUAAAACAGCUGAACACUGAUCUGGAGAAAGAGAAGCUGGAUAAAGUUGUUCUGCUGGCAGAGAUGGCCAACCUGAGAGAAAAUAACCAGCGGCUGCAGGAGGAGAGCCACACAGCCAGCGAGAAGCUGCGCAAGUUCAGGCUUUUUAAUAACAGUGACAAGACCGAGAGUGACCACGAGGCUCAGUCCUUAACACGCGAAACUGACUUAAAGCGGGAGUGAUACCUGCAGGAGAAGCUGAAGAGAUUCAGGCCACAGAGGGAGGAUUACUGUGAGAGUACCCAUGACUCCUUGCACACACGAGCGGCGGCAGAGGUCACAAUGAUGUUACCUCAUUUAGCUUCCACUGGACUGCCUUAAACCGUAGAGAGAGCAAGACAACAGACGCGUAAUUUUUAAGAUGCAACACUCCCCAGAAAGUCUCACCAAGCCUGCGCACAGACGGAGCAGAGACCUUCCCUCUCUAGUCUUUGAGCCUGUUUAUUUUUUUAAACUGAAGUCUUAUACUUGUCAUAAAUAUAUAUGAAUACAUAUGCUAUGCCAGACAAGCGAGUCGGAGAGGAAACACUGCAUCACCUGGAGAGGCCUAAUACUGUUCCUGCAGCGAUAUCAGCCAAAAAAAGGACUCAUUACAGACUGCAUCUCCCAGAAUGCACUAGAAGUAAUGAAGCGCUACAGACAUGGUACUGUAGAUAGAUGCCUGUGUGGUACAAUUCUCAUGUAUCAAUAUUACCUAUAUUGUACUGAUGUCGUACUAAAGAGGUGUGUGUGUGUGUGUGUGUGUGUGUGUGUGUGUGUGUGUGUGUGUGUGUGUGUUGUGUGUGUGUGUGUGUUGUGUGUGUGUGGUGUGUGUGUGUGUGUGUGUGUGUGUGUUGGUAACUAGCCGAAUACUAACAGUAUGGCACAACAGUGCCCCACACACGCAUCUGUGCUCAAGGCAAGAUGCCUUUUAUUACCCUUUGGUGUGAGAGAGAGCGAGAGAGGUUGAAUGGAAUGGUCUGCUAUUGGACGUUUUGAGUGAUGAACAAACUACUUUUUUACUUUAAAAAUAAAACUUGUGGGCCACAAUAUUCUUCUUUCCUCCGUUUACAUGGAUGAACCUGUGGCCCUUUAGAUGUGAAACAAGCCAUCAGCAUGUUGAGUGAGUGGAAAUGGUCGAUGUCAUGAAGCUCAGUGAUAUCACUAGUGAAAUAUCUCUAAUGUAGUGCAUUGUUUUGAAGUUUUUUUUACUGUUUUCAACAGUGCCGUAUCAUCUCAGAUCUAAACGUACUGGACAAUUAUUUUAACCUUGUCGUUAUCACAGUAUGUCUUAAAAAAAAAAAAUCAUCUUUUUUUUUUGAUAUGUAAAGCUGUAGUUGUGCACAUUUUGUAUUUGCUUUGUGGCGGAGACUUUCCAUUAAAUAUAGGCUUUAGCCAGCAAUCGGUUAUGAGCUUAGCAUGACAAAUGGACACAGAUGAAGACAGCCAGCCUGGGCCUGUCCAGAGGUAACAGUCUGCCUAGCAGCACCUGUAAAGCGCACUAAUCUACACAUUAUAUCUGAUUAGUCUAAUCUCAAAACAAAAAACAUGUUGUAAAAAGGACAGCAUUUUUAACUUCCAGGAGUAUCUGCUGGUUGCCUGGCAACUGGUCCAUGUUUUACACUAAAUUCUAUAGGCCAUCAGCUUCUGUGACCUGAUUAGCAAUUUGAUCUUGCCUCUGAAAACAUGUUUUAAAUACAAACCUAGUAUUUAGAUAUAAAAACAUGUUAAUCAGUGAGCUGAAGAGGGGCUGGUAAGUGGACUUGCCAUUAGGCUGAGCCAGGCUAGCUACUGCCCCCUGCUAAGCUAACCAUCUGUUGGCUGUAUCUUCAUAUUUAACGGACAAACUUGUCAAUCUUGUCAUCCAACUCCCCACUGUAAAGUGAGUUAUGGUACCCCUCACCAUAUCAAACGAUUCUUAUGAUAACGUCGUCUUUGCAUACUAAUCCCAGCGAAGCUGCCACCAGUAACGUCUGCUUUUAAACAUUUACUGUACACGAGACUCACUCGACAACACUGAAGCUCCUUCAUAUCAGAACCAGUCUGUCUGUGUGUAUGAGAGGAUUUGUCCCCGUGUUCUGUGAUAUCCCUAAUGAACACAAAAGACGUUAUUUAUACUGCUAGCUUGCUUAACACUAUUGUCUACUAUAUCUAUUUUUCAUACAAAAAUAACGUGUGUGUUUUUGGACGCUGGUACUGAAUGGACAAUACGUCCCUGCAGGUGAUGACCCUUAAUCUCCCUGUGUCAGAUUAGAUAUUGCUGAUUUAAAUUGUACUAAAUGAUCAUGUCCCGCUUGGCCCUGUAGGACAGCUACUUCUCUCUCAUCAGGAGGUUUCUUCCCCGGUCUGACUGGAACUGUUGAAUAUUUAAAUCCUAACUCACUCAGGUUCUUCAAGAUGCUGUUAAUGACACUAAACCAUCGGUUAGGAGCGGGCGGCGUGACGCAUUGUAGCCUGAGACAAUGUCACUUUGUGUUUUGCCAUACUGUUUAUACCGUUGUAGUUAUCCCUUUAAUAUCUCGGGGCCCAUUUUAGACAUUUUUUUGCAAAUCAAUUAGCAGGACAGUUUCAUGGCAACCAUGUUUACAGGUAUUUAGUUUGCUUUUCCUAAAACAGACAAUUAUAAACAGUUUCUCAAUUAGAUUUUUCCUAAAGUUGACUAUACUGAUGUCUUCAUAUAAAAUGAUUUAUGCUGUGACAAAGGAUGUUAUCCUUAUCACCCACUCCUAUCAAAAAUACUUGGUCCCUGACACAAGGGGGCGACGCGUGUUGCAGUCUGACUGAGCUGGACAGAAAACUUGCCAUUUCUUCAUGGUCCCACUUCCUUUAUUCCUCUGCAGCCAGUUCAAGUCUCAACUUGGCCUGCGUAACUUUGAUACCGGUAACGUUUAUACCUUUUUGUUAGGAUCCGGACUUUCUCACAAAUAGAUUCAAGCUAAGAUAAGGUUCAGAUUUUCCUCAAAAACCAGCUGGUUUUAGUUCCUGCUUGGACAUUUUAGGUUCAAGUGGUCCUUCUGUAGGAAGUCCUUCAUCCAUGCAGCUUCACAGGCGUAGCUGUGACCUUACUAUCUUCAACUCUCAUUGGUUUGCUUAUGUUUAAGGGGCAAUGUUUCUUUUUUAUACAGUAUAUAUAAAGAUUGAUAAUGUUAUGUUACGCUAUUUAUAGCAUACACAGUGAUCCCUGUUGAACAAAUUAAUGCUUUAUGGUUAUUGGUAAUAUUGUAUACCUAGGUUGUUGUUUUUUUUAGAUGUUAAAUAUUUUGAUAAUUUAUUUUUUAACACAUUCCCACUGUUGCAGACAAUAGUGACGAUGAGAGGGUACUGUUUUAUUUGUGUAUGCCGUAUUACUUCUGAUCUCUGUACAAACUGAUUGGUAUGAUCCCUCGUUGUUUUCUAGCUUCUUUUCCCGUUUGUGUGUCGACCGGGGCACACGAUGCAUAGACUACAUGUUUUGGUUGGACAUUGUUUUCUUUGGGUUGUAAUAACUUGUACAUUUAAAAGUGUAAAUUAUGUUUUCAUUAUUUUAUAAAAAAUAUAUUAAAAAUGAU
Etheostoma spectabile (orangethroat darter) is the source of this 9176-nucleotide messenger RNA. RefSeq names its product signal-induced proliferation-associated 1 like 3 (gene sipa1l3). Gene Ontology annotation, molecular function: protein binding; GTPase activator activity. The record is from RefSeq and is a predicted model, not a curated record. Lineage: Eukaryota; Metazoa; Chordata; Actinopteri; Perciformes; Percidae. The transcript is spliced from 24 exons. Bases 490 to 5832 code for a protein of 1780 amino acids. Gene Ontology annotation, cellular component: Golgi apparatus; plasma membrane; cytoplasm. Gene Ontology annotation, biological process: epithelial cell morphogenesis; establishment of epithelial cell polarity; regulation of small GTPase mediated signal transduction.